Vespa velutina is the source of this 1080-nucleotide messenger RNA. RefSeq names its product ubiquinone biosynthesis O-methyltransferase, mitochondrial-like. Bases 248 to 892 code for a protein of 214 amino acids. The transcript is spliced from 4 exons. Gene Ontology annotation, biological process: ubiquinone biosynthetic process. The record is from RefSeq and is a predicted model, not a curated record. Gene Ontology annotation, molecular function: 2-methoxy-6-polyprenyl-1,4-benzoquinol methyltransferase activity. Lineage: Eukaryota; Metazoa; Arthropoda; Insecta; Hymenoptera; Vespidae.
GUUCCCCGUUCCAUAGUUUAUAUAUAUAUUGUUCAUACCUGUCGUUGAAGUCACACGUUUCGAACGGAAGGUAGUGAACAGACCUAAAAUUAUAAUUUCAUCGAACCGUUCAUCAGAAACAUCUAAGUAUGUAACAAAGAGUAUAAAACCGAUUGGAUCUACUGUAGAUUCGAAAAAGGUAGAAUUUUUUGCAAAAUUAAACAACAAAUGGUGGGAUCGGAAUGGUUAUUUAGCUCUUCUUCAUAUUAUGAAUAAUAUUAGAGUACAGUUUGUACAAGAUGGUUUAGCUAAAGCAGGCUUUAUCAAAGAUGAUACAAAUUUACCUUUAGAAGGAAUAAAGAUUGUGGAUAUUGGUUGUGGUGGAGGAAUACUCUCUGAACCAUUAGCUAAAUUAGGAGCAGAAGUAACUGGAAUAGAUAAUUCAUUGGAACUGAUAAAUGUUGCAAAGGAACAUGCCUCAUUAGAUUGUAAUUUAUCGGGAAGAUUAAAUUAUAUACAAACUACCAUUGAAGAAUUUGAAAAAGAAAAUAAAGAGAAAUAUGAUGCAGUGGUAGCUUCGGAAAUUUUGGAACAUGUAUUUAAUCAACAAUUAUUUAUUAAAUCGUGUUCAUCAAUUAUAAAACCUGGUGGAUCAUUGUUCGUUACUACCACAAAUAAAACUUUACAAUCUUGGUUGGCUGGAAUUGUGGCAGAGUAUAUAUUCAACAUUUUAGCAAUUGGAACAAAUGAGUGGAACAAAUUUAUUUCGCCAGAAGAAGUUCAAUGUUUCUUAGAAACUUGUGGUCUGAAGACAAAAAUAAUUCGUGGGAUGAUUUUUAAUCUAAUAAAAUAUGAAUGGUGUUGGUCAUCAAACGUUUCAAUGGGCUAUGCGCUUCAUGCAAUCAAACAGUGAUAAUCCAAAAUUGUUCGUAUAGUAAUGUUUAUUUGUUAUAAUAUAUAAUAUGUAAUUUACAAUAACAAAAAUUUACUUUUUUAAUAUAAUUUAGAUGUAUAAUAUGAUUUCUAUAACUAUCUACAUUUCUAUUUACAUUUAUAUAUAAUCAAAUAUAUGUAUUAAAUCAGUUUUUAAGAUAUACAAGA